Schistosoma bovis is the source of this 1337-nucleotide messenger RNA. The record is from the annotation of a GenBank genome assembly. NCBI's taxonomy places the organism in Eukaryota, Metazoa, Platyhelminthes, Trematoda, Strigeidida, Schistosomatidae.
CGGUGAAGGUUGUUUGUUAGAUGCAGUCUAUUAGUUCAGAUAAAGAAGAUAUGGAAGAAGCUGAAAUGGAUCUUCCAGUGUCGUGUAGUUUUACUGAUCAAGCUAAGCAACGUGAAAUCCACCAGAGAAAAAUUAAUAAGACUAUUAUUGAAAAUCGCAUAAAAACCAAAGCACUCCGCAAAGCUAAGCGUAAUGUACGCAAACAAACAGACGGCUGCCAGUCUAGUGAAAUAGCUUGCCAAGAAAUCCAAUAUAUACCACUGAAGGAUAAGGAAAAGUCAAAUGAAAAGGACUGUCUAGAAGAAGAAUUUAACUGUCCGGGAUAUUUUAACACAUCAGAUCAUCUUCAAUUUAAUGAAGACGAUGGUGAUCAACCUCCCAUACAAAAUAAAUCUCAAUCCUUGGACAUAUCAGCCAGCUCUUCACCGAACGAGAAUGAACUACUAUACGGCAACGAGUCCGAUGAAGGGUAUGAUGGCAGUGAAGAGCACGAUAAGAAUAAAUCAAAGACAAUACUUUUUGACAAUAUUGAUUCUUUUACAAUGAACACCUUGAAAUCCAAGGGAUCUGAUUUUGAAACACGAAAUCACAAGUCAUGGAAAAAAAUAAACAGGUUGAAUGGGAUUCAUGUCCGAAUACUGGAUAGCGCAAAUAUUGAAAACACGGCUCGUCAAAGAUGUGACAGUUUUCGAAAAAACCAGUUGUAUUCCUCUUCGUAUUCCGGGAGGUAUGGAGAUGUUAAACGAGUCACACCAAGCUUACUGAGAAACUUAUCAAGAAAGAAGAAAGCUAGAGCUGGAAUGCGUUAACUAUUUGACUAGAAGUCCUGUAAAUAUGAUUUUUGUUUGUUCUGUCAUUAAUUUGGUAAUCGCUCAAUGACGCUAUUCGACCUACUGCUUGUUUUUAGAGCAAAACUGUGUUUAUGUAAUAUAAAGCGCGGUGAUACUUGUAUUUGAAUUAUUGCAGCAAACAUCUCACUUUCUGAAAACGUCUAGUCACUUUUUUUUAGAUGUGUAAUCGUAUUAAUCAUAGUGAGAUCUUCAUAAGCCCUAUCCAGAUAAAAGAUCGAAAUCCGCUUGCUGUGAUGUUUCCACUCGAAAUUCAUCUCCCGCCUAACAACUGAGUUACUACCCAGUUGCUGUAUGAAAUUCAGUAAGUUUUGGUAUGAGUUUCUUGGUGUAUUAAGGUUACAUUUAUUCCUCGCUGGAUUGUUCUUUAUUAGCGGGUUCACAAUUAACUGCUCAUUUUACAUAGGUGUUUGUAUAACUGGCCCCCAAAUACCCUGGUACGGCCGAGUGGGGAGAGUCCACUCUACCUCUCGAAAUGCUCUCACAUGG